UGAUCGCAAAACUUUAGUUUAAAACAACACUUUCAAUAGGAAAGAAGUGCUUUUUAUAAUUAAAUAUGUGGAAUAAAUUAUUCACCAUCCUUGCAAUCAUUGCAAUGGCGACAGUUUCUCACUCUGCCGACUUGAAAUGCAACUGGAUUGACGAAUUUUGUACAUUGCCAACAAUAACUGGAGUAACAAAUGCAAAUGAGGUUAUUAAUGUUGUGUCUAAGCCAGCGAAUUACGUGAAUACAGCAACAACAUUUAUGAGUUUCAACUACACUGUCAUUUAUAAAAUUCCAGUCAAUGUUUUCAAUAUUUUUAAAAAUUUAAAUUCUUUUGGUCUUAAUUACUGUCCAAAACUUACUUUGACGACAGAUGCCUUCAUUAAUUGUGAUGCCCUGAAGUAUAUACAAAUCUCUUAUACUGCUAAUAUAACUUAUGUUCCUGAAGGUUUUGCACAGAAAUGUGUAAAUUUAUUAGGAGUAAGACUAGAUUAUAAUGGAAUUGAUUAUGUCGAUAAAAAUGCAUUUAAAGGUUUAUCAAAGUUGCAAGUAAUUUGGCUCAAUGGCAACCGAAUUACAUGCCUUCAUCCUGAUUUAUUUCAAAACACGCUUGCCAUACAAGUUCUUUACUUGCAGUUUAAUAAAAUUACUGCAAUUGAUCAAAACUUAUUCAGGAAUCUACGAAUUAUAACUUCUGUUAAUCUGUCAAAUAAUUUAAUUACCCAUUUACCACCAUUAAUCUUUCCUGCAAACCCACUUCAACAAUUCCUUAUUGUUUUCUAUAUCAAUCCAAUUGCUGCAAUUAAACCUGACUUCUGUAAUACUUUUGCAAACAGACCAUCAACUUCAUUAGAUUCUAUUAAAUUUCAAUCGGGUUCAUGUUUUCCAACAUCAAAUACAGUUUAUACAAUAACAAAGCAAAAUUGUCAGACAGUUGCAAGUUAUUUUCAAGGAUGCUACUCGAAAUGGACAUCUGCAAUGUCUGUUGUUGCUCAAUGUGAAAUGCCUCCAAUGUGUAUAUCACCAGAACUUUAUAUGAAAUUCUUGGAGUUCAUGAAAACAAAUCCUUAAUCUAGACUCGAAUCAUCGUUAAGGUGUGUUAAGGAGCGUUAGAGAGUCUGCUGUAGUGAUGUUUAACCUCCUUUAUUUUUGCAGAUUUUUAAUAAAUAAUUUUUUUUCUCAAUAAUUUCAUGUUAUACUUAAAAAGUUGAGAGGCAAUUAACAAAAAAAAUAUGUUUAACAAUUCUUAAAACAGUUUCUUUGUUUGUAUUUAUAUGUUUCUAAAAAAAAUCAUGUAAAAAUUUUACAUGUUCCUAAAUUGAUCAGCAUUUAAUAAUACGUAAAAUAUAAUGUAUUCCAUUAUUCUUCAUUAUCAAUAUUGAAAAUAAAACUUUGAACUUUGAAUAAAAA
Molecule: messenger RNA, 1403 nt
Organism: Chironomus riparius
Lineage: Eukaryota; Metazoa; Arthropoda; Insecta; Diptera; Chironomidae
Source: the annotation of a GenBank genome assembly